AUGGCCUCCUCUCACCAGGCCAGGCAAGACCCAGGCCUCAUCACGAAUCAGAAUAUGGAGCACGAUUGGGACUUCCAAGGCAGCAUGAUCACGGAGGCUUCAUAUGCAGACGACCUCAACUGCGACGCUGAUGCUGCUGCAGAUGAUGAGGCAGUCUUCGAUGACAGCGGCUACUUUUCCCGCGCGGCUUCUGAAGAGAGGAGCAACAAGCGCGAAGCCAGCUCAAGCAAGCAGCAGCCCUUCACAUACGCAGCAGGCGAAGCGUCGGAGCCCACCAGCAUCGCUCACUCGCACGGCAACGUCGUCCACUCAUACAUUGCUGCCUCGGCAGAAGCAAGCAAUGGCUCCGCUGUAGAUUAUUAUUCUCUCCAGCACACGGGCUCAUCGAAUCCAGGCUGGCACAGCGACUACUACCAAGACGCCGUCGCAGACAACUACCACGGUGGGGGCUCCCCCCAAUUGACAUAUGCAAACCUGAGCAGCAGCAGUCAGGUCAUCACUGGUCCCAGCGCGCUCGAGGAGUGGGCACACACGCCGCACCGUCAUGAAUCGAUCGCUUAUCAUUUGGUGCGGUCUCCAGGGAAGAAACGCACGGCGAGGCGUUGA
Amorphotheca resinae ATCC 22711 is the source of this 606-nucleotide messenger RNA. RefSeq lists its product as hypothetical. The transcript has a single exon. The record is from RefSeq and is a predicted model, not a curated record. The coding region runs from base 1 to 606 and encodes 201 amino acids. NCBI's taxonomy places the organism in Eukaryota, Fungi, Ascomycota, Leotiomycetes, Helotiales, Amorphothecaceae.